Aspergillus ibericus CBS 121593 is the source of this 1632-nucleotide messenger RNA. RefSeq names its product cytochrome P450. Lineage: Eukaryota; Fungi; Ascomycota; Eurotiomycetes; Eurotiales; Aspergillaceae. The record is from RefSeq and is a predicted model, not a curated record. The coding region runs from base 1 to 1632 and encodes 543 amino acids. Gene Ontology annotation, molecular function: heme binding; oxidoreductase activity, acting on paired donors, with incorporation or reduction of molecular oxygen; iron ion binding. The transcript is spliced from 3 exons.
AUGCUCGAGAUUUUGGUUGCCCAGGUCACCCCCGUCAAGGCAUCUGUCUGCCUCGCGGGGAUCUUCUUCCUCGCGUGUCUCCUGCGCAAAGUGCAAGUGUCUCGAGAGAUCUCUCGACUGGGUGCAAGGGCUCCUCGCAUCCGAUUCCGACUGCCAUACGCAAUCGACCACAUCUACCACUCUAUCGUGGCAAACAACAACUUCCAGGACGUCCCCUUCUGGCAGGGCUCGAUCGUAAACGCCAAAGGCGCAUCAUCGAUUGAUCAUCCCCAAACCGCCGAACUGGAUGCUGGCAUCUCCAACCGGACCAUCGUCACCACGGACCCCGAAAACAUCCGAGCCGUACUCACCGGCCAGUUUGCCGACUUUGGCAAAGGCGAGGACUUUCACCGCGACUGGAAGGAGUUCCUCGGCGAUAGUAUCUUUGUCACCGACGGCGAACUAUGGUCUCGCUCGCGACAACUCAUCCGGCCCAUGUUCACCCGGGACCGGAUCGUGGACACGGAACUCUUUGAGAAGCACAUCCAGCAUCUCCUUCCCCUGCUCGCAGGGACCAAAGACAAAAAGGCCGUCGAUGUGACGCCCUUAUUCCUCCGCUACACCCUCGAUGCAGCAACCGACUAUCUCCUGGGCGAGGGCACCAACAGCCUCCAGAACCCGGCCACUGCCUUCGCCGAAGCCUUUAAAUACGUGCAGCAUCGCCAGGGCGCCAUCUUCCGCUAUGGCUCCUUCAACUUCCUCCUCUCCCGGACCCAAUUCCGCCACAACCUCCAAAUCAUGAACGACUUCAUCCAACCCUACAUCGACCGAGUCCUCUCCCUCCCCACCUCCGACCUCCCCAAAGAGCCCUCCAAAUCCAAACCCAGCACCUUCCUGCACGCCCUCGCCCACUUCACCCGGGACCCCCAAAUCCUGCGGGACCAACUAACCGCCAUCCUCCUCGCCGGCCGGGACACCACGGCCACGACCCUCUCCUUCUGCCUCUACGAACUCGCCCGCCACCCCACCGUCGUCUCCCACCUCCGCACCGAAAUCGCCACCCAUCUCGGCCUCGGCCCCCACGCCCGCAAACCCACCUACCCCAACCUCAAAGACAUGAAAUAUCUCACCGCCAUCCUCCACGAAACCACCCGUCUCUACCCCGUUGUCCCCUUCAACGUCCGCUACGCCUUAGCCCCCACCACCCUCCCCACCGGCGGCGGCCCCACGGGCACAUCCCCCAUCGGCAUCCGUCCCCACACGAGAAUCAUCUACAGUACCAUGCUCAUGCAACGCGAUCCGGCAUUCUAUCCGCCCCCAGGGUCCGAGAAUUACUUCGAUCCUGGGAAGUGGAUCCCUGAGCGUUGGCUGAGUGGGUGGAGUCCUGCGCCGUGGCAUUUCGUGCCGUUUAAUGGGGGGCCGAGGAUUUGUUUGGGGCAGCAGUUUGCGUUGGUCGAGAUGGGGUAUACGCUUGUGAGGAUUUUGCAGGUUUAUGGGGGGGUGAGGGCGCUGCCGGGGAGGGGGAUGGAGGAUGUGCACGGGGAAGUGAGGUUGAGGUUUGAGAUUACGUUGAAUCCGGGGUGUGAGUUGAAUUGUGUUUUUGAGAGGGAUGCGGAUGGGGAUGGGGAUGGGGAUGAGAAGGAGCGGGGUUAG